Molecule: messenger RNA, 2361 nt
Organism: Drepanopeziza brunnea f. sp. 'multigermtubi' MB_m1
Lineage: Eukaryota; Fungi; Ascomycota; Leotiomycetes; Helotiales; Drepanopezizaceae
Source: RefSeq, a predicted model, not a curated record
AUGGAGAAAUGUAAGCGGUACGAAGAAAUCUCCGCCUUCAUCGGCGGGAUUCAGCGACGGGAUUCAGCGACGGGAUUCAGCGACGGCGACGAGGACGAAGACGAGGACGGGGACGAGGACGGGGACGGGGACGAGGACGGUGACGGGGGCGGCGACGACGUCCUGUUAUCCUUUGGAAACCUGCUGCUAGAGAUCCGUAUUCCCACGACUGUCCCAUCAUUCUCCUGCGAUAGCCUCUCGAUAUCCAAUAAAGACGACCAGACGACCAGACGACCAAACGAACUUCUAUCCCGACUCUUGCCACAGCUCUGCUCAUCCGCAGAUUCUUCAAUUCAGUUUAUCGCCAUCGCGGCCCAAAUGGGAGGGUUUUCCUGGGUCUAUUUCCAGUCCUUCACCGGCCUCGACGAUGAAGAGUAUGCUACCGUCAAGGAAAAGAUGAAGGUGCUAUACAACCUUUACGUAGCACCAUACGAGGAUCGCCACUUCAAUAGCAAGAAAGUCGGCGUGCCGUUGAAGCAAGAGUUUACGCAGAAGACGCUCAGCUGCAUCCAAGAAGCUCGAGGAGCCGGAGAUCUCACGAAAGAAGAGAUCCAGACUUUGACUAGGCAUAUCGGCAUGUAUGCUAGUAAGAUGAAGGCGGCACAUAAGGUCCAAGCGGUAUCCAAGGUCCAGGAUCAAAAGUGGUCCGUUCUUAAGGAAAUGAAAGGACAAGAGAUGAGAGCUAAAGAGGCAGGUCUCGAGACAGAUCUCGAGACAGAGGGAGAGGGGGUGGAGGAGGAAGAGACAGAGCCCGACACAGAGCCCGAUACAGAACCCGAUACAGAGCUCGAGAAAAUGAUCACCUCGCCCGUUCGACGGCCAACGGAAGUGACAAGACAAGCCAACAAAAAGCACAAGACUCGCAAGAGGGUGGUGGUAGAACAAGCCGACAAAAAGCACAAGACACACAAGAGGGUGGUGGUAGAGCGAGCCAACAAAAAACAGAAGAUGGUCGGUAAUAAAAAUACAGGUACAGAUCCAAGUGACUUGAUGCCCUCGUCUCCACGAUGGACAAACUCGGAGACGACAAUAGAUAUCAACGAGGAAUUCAUGAUCCAGUCUCCAAAUACAAUCCAACGUCGGUACUCGCGGCUUGGGCGAGACACGACGCCUAUCGAAAUCCCUUUCUCGAAGGUACCCUCCUUUACCGAUACCGAACUAUCGAGUCCAGCUCAGUAUACACCGAGUCUUCGACCGCGAACAACUAUUGAGCCUCCUGCGGUUCUUUUAUCAAACGAAACCCCUUCUACUAGCGCCCAAGCCACAAUUCUUUCUUCACAGCAGCUUGUUCAUGCUCAUCCGCCGCUUUUGUAUAAAGCAGCAUCUUUUGCCAGUACCAAAGCAUCAGGUCUUUUGUCGCAGCAGCCUGUUCACACUAAUGCGGCUCUUUUGCAUCACCGAGCAGCACCUUCUGCCAGGACCCAAGCAGCAAGUGUUUCUUCGCAACAGCUUCUUCAUACUGAUACGGCUCGUUUGCAUCAGGCUGCAGCUUCUACCAAGACCCAAGCAGCAAGCAUUCCUUCGCAACAGCAUGUUUCCGAUGACACGACUAUGAUGCAUAAAACGGUACUUUCUACCCGGAUCCAAGCAGCAAGUGUUCCUUCGCAACAGCAUGGUUCCGAUGAUAUAACUAUGAUGCAUAAGACGGCACCUUCUGCCACCACUCAAGCAACAAAUCCUCAUCGACAGGAUCCGGUUCCUCUUCUGCAAACCUCUUUCCCUACUCGCACAACACAUUCCCGAGGCUCAUCUAUUUUAGAUGUCGGCCGUCGUAAAACAGCUCUUUCAACGAAUACUGUUUUGCGAAACAAAAUGCCGGCCAAAUCUCUAUUCACCAACACGUCGGAUCCCAAGGUACAGGCUAAGGAUACUUCGGUCCAAGACAUUCAUGCGGCUGCUUCAGAGAAGCCCAUAUCUGGGGCCGCAUUCGAUCCGAAAACUUCUCUACUUGCCGGGGGCCUGCGGAGGAGCCAUCAAGGAUCCUCCAUCGACGAGACUACGGCAUCCAACAAGUCAACAUCUGUCAAGUCAUCUCAGUUUUUCAUGUCAAUCCCGUCAAGAACCCCGAUUAAAGUAUCCGAUAAAAAGGAUAUCAGCGAGUCGGACGCUGGAAGCGCAAAGACCUUAAGGAAGCCAGAGAGCCAGAGAGCCAGAAAGCCAGAGAGCCAGAGAGCCAGAGAGCCAGAGAGCCAGAGAGCCAGAGAGCCAGAGAGCCAGAGAGCCAGAGAGCCAGAGGGCUUGAACAUCAAAAAGAAUAUUCGAGAUUGGCGAAAAAACUCUGCGCCAGCCCUCAUAGCUGCACCAACUGUCGCUGAAAAUUAA